CUAGCCUAUCGAUUGUUUUGGCGGCGGUCUGCAAACCUAUCGGAAUGCAAUAAUAAUAAUAAUAAUAAUAUUGUUUUUGCCAGAUAAUUUAUUAAAUUCAAUUUAAUUAGCUUAAGCACAACAUGGACAAGGCGCCGGGAAGUCCUCCAACCACAAGUUAUGUCAGCCAUUGUAGCCUGAGAAGAGAGAAUCCACCUGCAACGCUACCUAAGAGUCAUGAAGAUUUUGGAAAUAUAGCCGCCGAAGUGGCCAAUAUAUAUGAUGUGGAUCGCCUGGAUAGCUUACGCGCCUUGCAAAUGCGAAAGCAGAACCGGACAGUGGCCGCCACCAGUGAGUUCAUCUCCAUGGAGGAGCUCCUCCGAACCCAAGCUGAACCCGCACCCGGCCAAGAAAUCGUCGACAUGAUUCUGCGUGAUUUCUGCUCCUCCCCGACGUACGUGGAGGAAGAGGACCUGCUCACCUGCGAGUCACCGCCAUGGUUUCGAUUUCGCAAAAAAAAGAUGAGAACCUACGCCAGAAAACAAUCUUCUCCACAGCAAAAUGUGCUAAGCGUUGCCAUUGAAGCCGACGACGAAGGGGAAGACGAUCGGCUGAGCUGCUCCUCAGGCCUCUCCGUGCAGGAGGAUCACACGGCUCCAAGGGCCACGUCUGUAUGCGAGCUGGAUGCCAACACCUCGCAGAAAAUCUGUGAAAAUUUACUCAACCUGAGUCAAUACUUUUCUCUAAGCAACCCCACUUCCAGUUCCAAUUCUCAUCCUAACAAAGACCACCCACCGGCUGUUAGUAUAGAAAUUGAUCUUCCAACUAAAGUAGAUCCAGAUCGUUCGAAACCCUCGUGCUCCCGGGAACAGCGUAGUAAUCUUUCGGAUACGAAUUCAUCCGCGGAGUGCACAUCGAUUGAAUUGGAUAACCUGGAGACCGAUUUAUUAGGGAUCGGUUUUACCUUUGAGGCCACCGAAAUCUGUGAUAUUAAACCUAGAGCUCCAGGCAAUUUAGGCGACACUCUUUUUGAUGAUGGCAAGGCAAGCACAACCAUUGUUCAGUCCCAGUUGGAUUCUAAAGUCUGCGCAGAUUGGUCGGAAGGAGAUUCGAUUUUGGAGAACUAUAACACAGAAAAGAUCUCCCUAAAUGAUGAGGAACUUGAAGCAAAGCUACUAUUGAUAGAUAAAGUAAAAACAGAGCUAAUUGGAGCAAAGUCUGAGGAUCCCGAGAGCUGCACACAAAAUUUAUUGGAUGAUAUCCCCAUCAGUGAGUGGCAAACCCCAAUGGAUAUUCCAGACGAGUCAAUCAAGGAGACCCCAGAGUUAAGCCAAAAAGAAGUAAAAAAGAGCCAAGCGAGGACAAAUCUCAAGAAACAGUUUUCUCCGAGAAAUCCCCUGGAUGAGUGGCAACCAAUGGAGAUUCCCGAGUUUGUUGGCUUUCGCACAGCCUCUGAUAAACCCAUUGUGAUUUCCGAAGAAAUGAAAGAAAGAGCCGCCAAAUUGCUGGCAGAUAUUGACGAAACUGAACCAAAGCCACCAAGCGACAGAGCCACAGAAUCCUCAGAGUUUGUUGGCUUCCGAACAGCCUCCAACAAGGCCAUUGAGAUUACUGAGGAGAUGGCAAGCAAAGGUGCCAUGUUCAUAGCUCAGUUCCAAACCAGCGAUCAACUAAGUCAAUCAAACGACGCUAAAAUUCUCCAGAACAUUGCGUUCAGCGAGUGGGAACCAAUUGAUAUACCAGAGAAAACCACUAAGGUUCCCGAAAAAGAAGAAUUAAAUCAAUCAAUUAAUAUUAGUCAUUUGAAGCCACCUGAAACCAAGACGCCAAGUAGAAGCCAGUCUGUGAAUAUACCUCAGCUUGUUGCCUUCCGCAAAACUCCUUACAAAUUCAUGGAAGUUGCGGAGGAAAUGAAAGUCAAGGGUGAUAUGUUGAUGGCUGAAGUGGAGUCUGGUUUAUAUCAACCUAGUCAAAGGCGUAGCCUUCAGAAUACGGAAGUUAUUCCAAUUAAGGAGCCAAUUAAUAGAGCCUAUGAAGGAGGUGAGGAGUUGGAAAGAAAGGCUGCUGCAGUCCAGGCAGUCGUUGAAUUUAACUCCGAAUUUGUUGGCUUUCGUACAGCUUCUGACAAGCCGAUAGUGGUCUCAGAAGAGAUGAAAAUUAAGGCAGCACAGUUUAUGGCUGAAUUUCAGACUGUAGUAUCAAACCGAGAGCACGAGGGCACCGCUUAUAAAGACACUGGCAAUACAGAAUUUAUUGACAAGCCGAUUGUGGUUUCCGAAAGCAUAAAAAGGGAAGCUAAAGUAGAAGCCAGCAGUUCGAAUCAACAAAACGAAGACGAAGCUGUCUCAGCUAUAAGCAAUGAAGAAUUUGUUGGCUUUCGUACUGCCUCAAACAAAGCUAUUGUAGUUUCAGAAGCAAUGAAGGCCAAAGCUGCAAAAUUUAUGACAGAAUUCCAAGCAGAAAGCCCUCAAAAUAUAUGUUUAAAUGCUGAAAAUACGGCGUGUGAUUCAGACGAUAAUCCAAAAUUCUUUGGAUUCCGAACAGCGUCUAACAAACGCAUUGAAAUAUCGGAGGAAAUGAAAAGCAAAGCUGCCAAAUUAAUGGCAGACGUACACGCAGGAUCUGAAGUUAAUCAGAAUCAAAAGCUAUCUAGUGAUAAUGAGUGCCUUUCUGAUAUAUCAGAUAAUGUUUCUGGUGAAGAAUUUAAAGGCUUUCCCGAAAACGGAAUACUUCCACUCUCCAUAGAAGAAGAACGUUCUAACUGCAACGAUUCUAUUUUUCCCAGGCUGUCCCAGACCACUAAAGAUGACUCAAAAGUGUCCACACCCAGGCAGAGAAGGGAUACCUAUGAUGGCAUUCCCUCUAGUAAGAGGCUUCGCAAGAUUUCCAACUCACCACCAGAACAAAAUCGUCAGGAAAUCCGUCGUAUAGUGCACAAGACGACCUCGUGUCACAGUGCACUUGGAACACCCAUCCAGUCGCAGGAGAUUCAUGCCUCACUGACACAACUAGCUGGCCUUUCGCCGCUGGAUCAGAAAACCAAGACCUCAGUGAUAGCCCGCCGUAACCUCUUGACGCUGAGUAAACGGCGUAAGCGGAGCCGCACUCCAACUGGAACUCUGGCAGGAAAUACAAUAACCCCGAUUAAAUCCCGAUUAGCUGCAAUGCCAUCUUCUACAAGUACUCCGCUGGCGGAUAGAAACAUGAAUCAUGUCCAGGACUCGACAGCCACUAAACACAAUGCAGAGGAUAUGUCGCCGAUUUGCAUGCCACCAAACAAGUCCCGUCGCCUUGGUCUGAGUCGAAGUCGCAAUUAGUGUAUGCAGUUUUUGUUACUUUUUGUUACGUUAAAGCGUAAUAGGAACAUAUAGACCCUUAUACCAAGACAAACCAGAAAGUCAAAAUGAUUUCAAUCCUAUUGAUGUCGAAUCUUUUUCUGGCUGUCGUGGCUCUAGAUUUGAUGCCCUACCAAGUGCUACGUGAACUUAAUUUCG
This is a messenger RNA of Drosophila serrata, 3473 nucleotides long. It is a transcript of the gene Brca2, whose product is annotated as BRCA2, DNA repair associated. Gene Ontology annotation, biological process: regulation of DNA-templated transcription; double-strand break repair via homologous recombination. Lineage: Eukaryota; Metazoa; Arthropoda; Insecta; Diptera; Drosophilidae. The record is from RefSeq and is a predicted model, not a curated record.